Sporisorium graminicola is the source of this 363-nucleotide messenger RNA. RefSeq lists its product as uncharacterized. The record is from RefSeq and is a predicted model, not a curated record. The transcript is spliced from 6 exons. Bases 1 to 363 code for a protein of 120 amino acids. Gene Ontology annotation, molecular function: SNAP receptor activity; syntaxin binding. Gene Ontology annotation, cellular component: plasma membrane; SNARE complex. NCBI's taxonomy places the organism in Eukaryota, Fungi, Basidiomycota, Ustilaginomycetes, Ustilaginales, Ustilaginaceae. Gene Ontology annotation, biological process: vesicle fusion; vesicle-mediated transport.
AUGUCUGCACAGAACGACAGCCGAUACGACCCUUACAUUCCUUCGGGAAAUGCCAGCUCUGAUCCUUCGGGCGGCGGAGCCAACUUCUCCAACUCCAAGACGGCUCGUAUCCACUCCGAGAUCGACAACACGAUCUCGAUCAUGCGCGACAACAUCAACAAGGUCAACGAGCGUGGCGAAAACCUCAACAGCCUUCAGGACAAGACUGAUAACCUCGCUGUCUCCGCCCAGGGUUUCCGACGAGGUGCCAACCGUGUACGCAAGCAAAUGUGGUGGAAGGACAUGAAGAUGCGAAUCAUCAUCGGUAUCGGCAUCGUCAUCCUUCUUUGCGUUAUCAUCAUCCCCAUCGUCGUGAAGCACUGA